AAGCUGAGGAGCAAAGUGGGCUCUGCCUUCAAGAUGCACGGGUUGCUGCUCCGAGCUAUUCAGAGCAUCAUACUUCACUGUGUCAAGAUAAUAAGAGUCUCCCCAAGAUGAUGAGGUCUCUAGAAUAGAUCAAACUUUGUCUUGCCUUCUCCUUAAAAACCCACAUAGUAAGUGAAGCUAAUAAAUAUCUUACUGAAGCUCUUCAGUCUGUCAAUGAAUUAGAGCUUGAAGAUGUAAUAGAAAACAUCAUUGAUGCUGUUGAAAAACAGCCUUUGUCAUCUAAUAUGAUUGAACGAGCCACAGUGGAAGCCGCAGUCCAGGAAUGUAGCCAGUCAUUAGAUGAAACUAUAGAACACAUUUUCAAUAUUAUCGGGGCCUUUGAUGUUCCACGUUAUGUUUAUAAUUCAGAAAGGAAGAAGUUUCUACCUCUAUCAAUGACCAACCAUCCUGCACCAAAUUUAUUUGGAACUGCCAGGGAUAAAGCAGAGUUGUUUCGUGAACGCUACACCAUCUUGCAGCAGAGGACUCAUAGGCAUGAGUUGUUUACUCCUUCAGCGAUUGGUGCUCAUCCUGAUGACAGCAGGAGUAAAUUCCAGCUUAAAACAAUAGAAACACUGUUGGGCAAUACAGCUAAAGUUGGGGAAGUGAUUGUUCUUGGGAUGAUAACACAGCUAAAAGAGGGGAAAUUUUUCUUGGAAGAUCCUACAGGAGUUGUUCAGCUAGACCUUAGUAAAGCACAGUUCCACAGUGGCCUAUAUACUGAAUCAUGCUUUGUUUUGGCAGAAGGCUGGUAUGAGGAUCAAGUAUUCCACGUGAAUGCUUUUGGAUUUCCACCCACUGAGCCUUCUGCUACCACUAGGGCAUAUUAUGGGAACAUAAAUUUUUUUGGAGGGCCUUCUUCAACUUCAGUAAAAGCUUCUGCAAAACUGAAACAACUGGAGGAUGAAAAUGAAGAUGCCAUGUUUGUUUUUGUUUCUGAUGUUUGGCUGGACCAAGUGGAAGUGUUAGAAAAGCUUCACACUAUGUUUUCAGGUUACUCCUCUGUGCCUCCAACUUGCUUUUUCUUUUGUGGAAAUUUUUCAUCUGCACCAUAUGGAAAAAAUCAAAUUCAAUCCCUAAAAGAUUCCCUCAAGGCUCUUGCUGACAUAAUAUGUGAAUACCCCAGCAUUCAUAAAAGCAGUCGAUUUGUGUUUGUUCCUGGCCCUGAAGAUCCUGGUCCUGGUUCAAUUUUGCCAAGGCCACCACUAGCCGACAACAUCACUAGUGAAUUCAGACAGCAGGUGCCAUUUUCAGUUUUCACUACAAAUCCUUGCAGGGUUCAGUACUGCACACAAGAAAUAAUCAUCUUUCGUGAAGAUUUAGUAAAUAAAAUGUGCAGAAACUGCGUCCGCUUUCCUAGCACCAACUUGGAUAUUCCUAACCACUUUGUAAAGACUAUCUUAUCACAAGGACAUCUGACUCCACUUCCACUUUAUGUCAGCCCUGUAUUUUGGGCAUAUGAUUACUCCUUGAGAGUGUACCCCGUGCCAGAUCUGAUUGUCACUGCAGAUAAAUAUGAUCCUUUCACUGUUACUAAUACUGACUGCGUUUGCAUAAAUCCUGGUUCUUUUCCAAGAAGUGGAUUUUCUUUCAAGGUGUUCUAUCCCUCCAACAAAACAGUAGAAGACAGCAAACUUCAAGAUCUCUGAAUUUCUGAAAGACUGCAUGAAGAAGUCAAACAUUCUGUUCCAACAUAUUGCAGAACUAAUUUGAGAUUGUUUCAUAUGCUUAUGGAUUUAUUUUAUUGUGUGUUAGAUUAUUCAUAUUUAAAUGUCAAUGCAAAAGACUGGUAAAUUUUGUAAAUAAAUUUUACAGGAAAAAAUGUCAGUGUUAGUUUCUUAGAAUAAUUAAGGAUUCAUAAUAUACUGUGUGUUUGAGUUAACCUGCAAGAUCGAAAACUAGAAGUGGAGAUGCAAUUAAAAGAUAUUCAAAGUGGAUAUAUUUUAUAUUUAAACUUUAAGUACAUAUUCAAAAUUA
Molecule: messenger RNA, 2016 nt
Organism: Caretta caretta (loggerhead turtle)
Lineage: Eukaryota; Metazoa; Chordata; Testudines; Cheloniidae
Source: RefSeq, a predicted model, not a curated record